Chrysochloris asiatica (Cape golden mole) is the source of this 1958-nucleotide messenger RNA. RefSeq names its product Paf1, RNA polymerase II associated factor, homolog (S. cerevisiae) (gene PAF1). NCBI's taxonomy places the organism in Eukaryota, Metazoa, Chordata, Mammalia, Afrosoricida, Chrysochloridae. The record is from RefSeq and is a predicted model, not a curated record. Gene Ontology annotation, biological process: transcription elongation by RNA polymerase II. Gene Ontology annotation, molecular function: chromatin binding; RNA polymerase II complex binding. The transcript has 14 exons. Bases 238 to 1824 code for a protein of 528 amino acids. Gene Ontology annotation, cellular component: Cdc73/Paf1 complex.
CGGCAGUUGGUGGAGCCGGAGUUCUGGGACCGUCCUCAGUGGUGCCUGCGCGUUUCCCUGCGUCUCGUGCGGAACUCUUAUCGUCGGUCCACUUCUGCCCGACUCACUUACUCCUCGCGGAGAGCUGCGCCAAUCCAGGUGGGUCUCAGAUUCGGCGGCCGCCGAAGUCGGCACGCCUCUCCGCCUCGCCCUGCGGCACAGCUAGGACUCCGUCUGAGCUGUAGUCACGUCGUCGCCAUGGCGCCCACCAUCCAGACCCAGGCCCAGCGGGAAGAUGGCCACAGGCCCAAUUCCCACCGGACUCUGCCUGAAAGGUCUGGAGUGGUCUGCCGAGUCAAGUACUGCAACAGCCUCCCUGACAUCCCCUUUGAUCCCAAGUUCAUCACCUACCCUUUCGACCAGAACAGGUUCGUCCAGUACAAAGCGACUUCCUUGGAGAAACAGCACAAACAUGACCUACUGACUGAGCCAGAUCUGGGGGUCACCAUUGACCUGAUCAACCCUGACACCUACCGCAUCGACCCCAAUGUUCUUCUGGAUCUGGCUGAUGAGAAGCUUUUGGAAGAGGAAAUUCAGGCCCCUACAAGCUCUAAGAGAUCCCAGCAGCAUGCUAAGGUGGUGCCAUGGAUGCGGAAGACAGAGUACAUCUCCACGGAGUUCAACCGUUAUGGCAUCUCCAACGAGAAGCCUGAGGUUAAGAUUGGGGUUUCUGUGAAGCAGCAGUUCACUGAGGAGGAGAUCUACAAAGACAGGGAUAGCCAGAUUACAGCCAUCGAGAAGACUUUUGAGGAUGCCCAGAAGUCGAUCUCUCAGCACUACAGCAAGCCACGGGUGACACCAGUGGAGGUCAUGCCUGUCUUCCCAGACUUUAAGAUGUGGAUCAACCCGUGUGCUCAGGUCAUCUUCGACUCCGACCCAGCCCCCAAGGACACGAGUGGUGCCGCGGCACUGGAGAUGAUGUCUCAGGCUAUGAUCAGGGGCAUGAUGGACGAAGAAGGGAACCAGUUUGUGGCCUACUUCCUGCCCGUGGAAGAGACUCUGAAGAAGCGAAAGCGGGACCAGGAGGAGGAGAUGGACUAUGCACCAGAUGAUGUGUAUGACUACAAGAUUGCUCGGGAGUACAACUGGAAUGUGAAGAACAAGGCUAGCAAGGGCUACGAGGAAAACUACUUCUUCAUCUUCCGAGAGGGUGAUGGGGUUUACUACAAUGAGUUGGAGACCAGGGUCCGCCUUAGUAAGCGUAGGGCCAAGGCUGGGGUCCAGUCAGGCACCAAUGCUCUGCUUGUGGUCAAACACCGGGACAUGAACGAAAAGGAGUUAGAAGCCCAGGAGGCGAGAAAGGCGCAGCUGGAGAACCACGAGCCUGAGGAGGAGGAGGAAGAGGAGAUGGAGACAGAGGAGAAAGAAGCUGGGGGCUCAGAUGAAGAGCGAGAGAAGGGCAGCAGCAGUGAGAAGGAGGGCAGUGAGGAUGAACACUCGGGCAGUGAGAGCGAGCGGGAGGAAGGUGACAGGGAGGAGGCCAGCGAAAAGAGUGGCAGUGGCGAGGACGAAAGCAGCGAGGAUGAGGCCCGGGCUGCUCGGGACAAAGAGGAGAUCUUUGGCAGUGAUGCUGAUUCGGAGGAUGAUGCUGACUCUGAGGAGGAGGACAGAGGACAGACACGUGGCAGUGAUAAUGACUCAGACAGUGGCAGUGAGAGGGGUGGCCAGCGCAGUCGGAGCCGCAGUGCCAGCCCCUUCCCCAGUGGCAGUGAGCAUUCAGCCCAGGAGGAUGGCAGUGAAGCGGCACCUUCAGAUUCCAGCGAUGCCGACAGUGACAGUGACUGAGUCCCAGGGUCCCUGGGCUGGCACAUGCACCAUCGUUAAGGGCACAAGGCACUUGCCCAGUGGUCGGUCUGUGAGUUCUUCAUCUGGUUUGCCCUCCCCACCUACCGUUCUGCUGUUAAUAAAGACAAGUUCUU